Ceratosolen solmsi marchali is the source of this 973-nucleotide messenger RNA. RefSeq lists its product as uncharacterized. Gene Ontology annotation, molecular function: DNA binding. NCBI's taxonomy places the organism in Eukaryota, Metazoa, Arthropoda, Insecta, Hymenoptera, Agaonidae. The transcript has 4 exons. Bases 115 to 945 code for a protein of 276 amino acids. The record is from RefSeq and is a predicted model, not a curated record.
UGGAAAGUGAUGAAAGUAUUUUGAUUAUUAUGGAAGGAUUUUAGAACUAAUGGUGUGUCUCAAUGUGAUUUUGCUAAUUUAAAUAACAGCUUUCUUCGAACGCUAGUUAAAAUCAUGGAAAACUUUACUACUCAGAGAUUCGAUGGUAAGAUCGAAGGAUUUGAUUCUUGUAUGAUCGAUGGAGCGGGUCAACAACAAGACAUUACACAAAAUGUCAAUAGUGAAGCGAAUGCUCAAGACGUUAAUGCAAUUGAAAAUGAAGAAAAUCACGAAGUCUCAUCUAUGCAGACUCCAACGCUACCCCAGCAAAAUAAUCAGAUGUCUCAGAUAAUGCAACCAAAUAUUCAAAAUAAUGUAACUUUAACUCCUGUUCGGUUGCCAGCUAUUUUAGAUGGUGAAUUCUUUAGCGUUAUGAGAUUAGAGGAUACAAAUGUUACAGCGCGCUGUUUACAAUGUCAUAAGCUUCUUAAUGGAAAUCUCAAGUCAACUGGAAACUUUCUUAGUCACAUAAAGAGGGUUCAUCCAUUUUUAAUAGAGAAAAUUAAAUGUAAAUCAAAUCAGAGGAGGCCAGCAGCAAUAUAUAUUGACCUAUCGCAAGACAAAUGUCCAGAACUUAUAAGAACAAAGAAUCGACUGAAAAAAUUUCCCAAAACAGAAGAGUGUCAAUCUGCCAAUGAAGAAUCUUUUGAACAAACAGAAUGGACGGAACCUGCAAGUUACAGGAAAAGAAGAUCGGAGGAGCUCGAUGCUAGCGAAAUGUUAAGAGUAUCCCAUAAUAAUUCUAUUAUUGUAGAAGAUGAGUUUGAUGCAAUUGGAAGAAAUGUCGCUGCCAAACUUCGGCAUAUGAGAUUAGAACAACGAAUAAUUGCCGAGAAAUUACUGAACGAUAUUUUAUUUGAGGCACAGUUAGGUAAUCUUCAUAGAGAUUCCAGUAUACAUGUUUGAAAAUGUAUAAUACUUUAAGUGUACAAGA